AGAAAACAGAAAUGAAAUCUGUUAAAUUUUCAAAAGAAGAUCAAGCAGCGAUCAUGAAAAGCCUUGAUGAGCAAGAUUUUGAAACCUUCAUCUCCUACUUCAGAAAUACUGAUCUCAUAGUUGAAUGUGAGUACAUGCUAACACGUUAAAAAUAAAAAUUGGCGCCGACUGAAAAUGCUUAAUUUACAAUUGGCAGAGUGUCCUACUACGUUCAAAUCACUGAAAUGAUAAAAAUAAAGAUUCAAAAUGAAUGGGCGGGAUUCAUAAAAGGUCGAAUAUAUUUCAAACCUGAAGACAUUGAUAAUCGUGAUGAUGAAUUCUAAAAGCUACAAGAAUGCACAUCUAAAGACCUAUUUCUCACUGACAUUACUUAAUGGUUUCUAUCUACUACAUUUGUUUAAAAAAUAAAAGUCGAUCCAAUUGAUAUGUUUGUCGAAGGGACAAUCGUACUAGACGAUGACCAUUUCUAUACACGUGCAGAAUACAACACAAAAUUAUAAGAGUUUAACCCUCCUAUAAAUGAAUGGUUAAUAUAUUGCAAUUGCAAAAGAUUAUACGAUCCUAAAGAAGACUAUAUUCUAUGUGAAUUCUGUAAUAAUUGGAUUCAUUAUACUUGCAGUGGAAAAAGUGACAAAGAACUUAAAAAUAUUUCUAAGAUCAAGUUCAUUUGUCUUGCAUGUGUUGAUUAAAACUAAAACAAGAAGAAAAAGUUAUCCAAUGUUUAAGAAUAUUCAACUCAAGAUGGUGAUUCCACUAAAAUUAGAUCUUUUAAUACUACACAUGGAAAAAAGAAGAAAUGA
Molecule: messenger RNA, 800 nt
Organism: Paramecium tetraurelia
Lineage: Eukaryota; Ciliophora; Oligohymenophorea; Peniculida; Parameciidae
Exons: 2
Source: RefSeq, a predicted model, not a curated record